AUGACUCGGAAACACACAGUUCCCCUCGACAAGCCUUGGGCUUCUCAAAUGUCCGCUCAGCUGCCUGACUAUUCCUAUGGCCAGCCAGCUGCAGCUCCAGUGUCCAAACCAGCUGUGACCACAGCACCCAUCAACCCCGAGGACUACUCGAAGCCCUACAUUGAGUUCAUGAGCUCCAACCCUACCAUCUUCCAUGCCAUCGACGCCUUCUCCAAGCAACUCGAGCAACAUGGUUACAAGAAACUGUCUGAACGAGCGGUGUGGACCUCGGACCUAAAGCGCGGGGGCAAGUUCUACGUGACACGCAACAGCAGCUCGCUGAUUGCUUUCAAUAUUGGAAAGGAGUAUGAGAGCGGUAACGGAGUAGCUGUUGUUGCUGGCCACGUGGAUGCCCUCACGGCUAAGCUGAAGCCUGUCUCGAAGCUCCCAACCAAGGCCGGCUUCCAGCAGCUUGGUGUUGCCCCAUAUGCCGGUGCAUUGAAUAUGACCUGGUGGGAUCGUGACCUUGGUAUCGGCGGUCGGGUUCUGGUCAAGAACCCAGAUACUGGAAAGGUUGAGACUAAAUUGGUCAAGCUUGACUGGCCCAUCGCCCGUGUUCCCACACUGGCUCCCCACUUUGGAACACCGGCCAAUGGUCCUUUCAACCAAGAGACGCAAAUGGUGCCAAUUAUUGGUGUUGAUAACUCGGAUUUAUUCGAGAAGUCGUCGACCGAGUCGAUCGAUAUUAAGGCUGGAACCUUUGCUGCGACCCAGCCCGAGAAAUUGGUAAAGGCUAUCUCCAAUGAGAUCGGUGUUACGGAUUAUAGCUCAAUUCUGGAGUGGGAGCUUGAGCUCUUUGACAUUCAGCCUGCUCAGUUCGGUGGAUUGGACAAGGAUCUUAUCUUUGCUGGUCGUAUUGACGAUAAGCUGUGCUGCUAUGCCGCUCAGGAGGCCCUCCUGGCUUCCGACGAGGACAAGUCGCCCGGUAUUGUGAAGAUGGUUGGCAUGUUCGAUGACGAAGAAAUUGGCAGUCUUUUGCGCCAAGGUGCCAAGUCGAAUUUCAUGGGUAGCGUUUUUGAGAGAAUCACCGAAGCCUUUGCAAAGGAAGCCUACGGUCCCAAUCUCCUCUCCCAAACCGUUGCAAACAGCUUCCUGGUUUCUUCGGAUGUCAUCCAUGCAGUCAACCCCAACUUCCUCAACGUCUACUUGGAGAACCACUCCCCGCGUCUCAAUGUCGGCGUCACGAUCUCCGCUGAUAGCAAUGGCCACAUGACUACCGAUAGCGUUAGUUCCGGUAUGCUGAAGGAAAUCGCAUCUCGAUGUGACUCCAAGCUGCAGGUCUUCCAGAUCAGGAAUGACUCUCGCAGCGGUGGCACUAUUGGCCCUAUGACCAGUGCGCAAAUCGGUCUGCGAGCUAUUGACUGCGGUAUUCCCCAGCUCAGCAUGCACAGUAUUCGGGCUACGACCGGUAGACAUGACCCCGGACUGGGCGUGAAGUUGUUCAAGGGUGUCUUUGAUCACUUUGAAGAAGUCGAUAAGCAAUUUGCCGACUUUUAA
This is a messenger RNA of Penicillium odoratum, 1536 nucleotides long. Its product is annotated as M18 family aminopeptidase. The record is from RefSeq and is a predicted model, not a curated record. Gene Ontology annotation, cellular component: fungal-type vacuole. Lineage: Eukaryota; Fungi; Ascomycota; Eurotiomycetes; Eurotiales; Aspergillaceae. Gene Ontology annotation, molecular function: metalloaminopeptidase activity; zinc ion binding. The transcript has a single exon. Bases 1 to 1536 code for a protein of 511 amino acids. Gene Ontology annotation, biological process: proteolysis.